UUUUAGCGAUGGACACUGACGUAGAGGAUUUGGAAAGUAUCAUAUACCUUGAGAAAACUGAGAAGAAGCUGUCAGAUGGAGAGAAGAAGCUGUCCGAUCUGAGAGAAUACCACGACAAGGUUGUACACCGGCUAAGAGAGAGGGAGAGCCACGGAUCUUCUACGACUGCUGUGCCCACAUAUGAAGAGCUGAAGAAGAUGCUAACUCCAGCUCCCCCCGUGCUAACAGACCUGUCCCUAUACGACCUUUCUCCUCCUACACGACACCUCGAGUACUGUGAGACUCACUCUCCUCGGCAGGUAUCAGACCAGGACGUUAACCAGGACGUUGAGAUACAGUUAGAGCAGUGGCGUGCCUCGCUGGAACCUUUUGACAGGGCCAUUCUACGCGGCGAGGUUACGCCUGAAGGUGAGAUGAAGCGCAGCGAGGUUACGCCUGAGGAAGAGAUGAAGCGUGGUGAGAUUACGCCAAACAGAGAGAAUUGUAAGGAGAAUUGCGAGGUUAAACCUCAAAUCGCAGACUCUACUGAGCAGAUCAUGUCGAACUGUCACGUGUCCAGUGAUGUAGUUUCCAUGGCAAUGGACAUUGAGUACACUACAGAAGUACCAAAGAGCAUGAUUGUUGCUCCUGCUACUGAAGUAAAAACAAGCAGGCGCGCUCUGUACUCACACCAAACAGACUCUGUCAAGCGCACGAGACGAAGCGCACGAUUCUGAGGGUGCAUUAUAGCACAGAUGAACAGUUCAGCCCACUGUAAAUAAUCAAAUAGGAUCUCUUUCAGUUGUACUUAUAAUCCACGUAGUGCCUGCUGUGCGAAUGUUUUGUAUGAAUCUGGUUGAAAAAUAAAACUAUUGAUUGAUGAAUACUGCAAUGAAUACUACGGGUUAUCACUGCCAUUCAUCAUUUGUUACAGAAAUUGCAAUCAAAUUACGUAUACCUAGCCUAUUACUUGAGUAGGUAUGUAAGAUGUGCACAAAAUCUACAAUGUCUUCAACGUGUUUUACAUAGUUACAUGUAUUAUUUAAACUGAAAUGUGAAGGAAACGAUAUGAUAUUCAGGCUCCAGCUACUGUUUUCAGUGUUCACUUUGAAUAAACUUUAUUUAUAAAAUUAUGACAAUUUGACGGUGAAUCAUGCACUAUUUAAUUAGAAUUUAGCUUUAAAGCUAUGUUUACUCUGGUUCUUAUACUAAUAUUAAAUAUAUUAUGUAUUUCGACAAAUGACCACUGACUGUUCCCGUUAUUGUUAACUUGUUAAUAAACUCGGGUACUCAACUUUGUACUCUAUUACUUGAAUUACUUACGCUCUUAUUUUACAUAGUUGUUAUUUUAAAGUAAUAAUAGCAUGUAGAUUAUAAGAGUAGGAUAGUAUGUAAAGAUACGUGAAUUCAAUGCUAUUUGAAAAUUUCGUAUUUUAUGGAGAUUGUUGUUG
This is a messenger RNA of Bolinopsis microptera, 1430 nucleotides long. RefSeq lists its product as uncharacterized. The record is from RefSeq and is a predicted model, not a curated record. Bases 9 to 716 code for a protein of 235 amino acids. NCBI's taxonomy places the organism in Eukaryota, Metazoa, Ctenophora, Tentaculata, Lobata, Bolinopsidae. The transcript is spliced from 3 exons.